This is a messenger RNA of Candidula unifasciata, 1838 nucleotides long. The record is from the annotation of a GenBank genome assembly. Lineage: Eukaryota; Metazoa; Mollusca; Gastropoda; Stylommatophora; Geomitridae.
GAAAUACAGCCUUGAUACACAGCGCGUAUAUUGGGAACGAUGUAGCUCUGGAACUGUUGGUCAAGAACUUUCGUCGACUUGGACUCAACAUCGAUCAUUACAACAAGGCAGGAUACACUGCUCUACACGUAGCCACAACUAAAGGAUUUAUCCAAUGUGCCAAGAUAUUGACCAUCAAGGGGAAAGCGUCAUUAACACUGAAAGAUAAAGUUCAUCGCCUAACACCACUGGAAUGGUGUCUGAGACUGGGCUUUCAGAAACCUGAGGUGGAUUUUUUAAAGCCAGCAGCAAAGUUUUAUAAGGUUGCAAAACUGACUACAACAAUGGUUAAAUGCAGGAAAAAAUCGGAGCAAGAACUGCCAGUUGCUCAAAAGUCCCCUCGCAGAUCACCAACACGAACAAUAGAAAAGCCAAAAUUCAAAGUCAGAAGUCUUCUGAACAAAACUAAAACCUCAGGCACAGAAGAAAUGGGUUCCAGUGCUGUGGGUGCAGUGCAUAAGCAAGUAUCACAGCCUACAAAGAGCAAAACUAACGAAAAGAACGCCAUGUCAAAGUUCAUAGCGAAGUCCAAAUCAAACUUCUUAUCAAAGGGCAAAUAUAAACAUAUUCUGGGUAAAGGAAGACAAAGAAGCUUGAGUCAGUCCGACCAGUCCGAGGAGGUUCAGGCUGCUGCUAAUGCAAGCGCAGGACUGACACAUAGCCGAUCACACCCAGUGACAUCGGUGUGUUUACUGGCUAUUACCGGUGAAUGCAACUCUGAAGGUGAAACAAGCCAAGAAAACAUUCAGGAGUUUAUGACGCUGCCUGACGAAUUCGGAGAAUGUGAUACAGAUGAUCUGGACAGUUGUAGGCUGGACUUAGAUUCCGAUUACAUUUCCGCUAUUGUCACCCAACGAAAGGUUAUCACAUACGGACAGGACAGAGUCUACUGUGAUGAGAUAGACUCCUGCAUCUCGACCACAAACACCGUUUCUUCUCUCAGUUACGAAGAAGGUAGAGCAUACAGCGGUACGUCGUCGUCAAACAGCAACGAUUCACCAGCAGGUUACUGCAGAAACGGGACUGGGCGACCAGGAAACAUCAGAGGUCUCUAUGCGUCUGGAGACUCUUCAUACAGUGAGCAGUCUAUCCGCUCUUGCACCGAAAGUACUCCUUCGUCUUCUAACAGCUUCCACGGUAGAGAUGACGAAGAUGUGUCUGAUACAGGCGAAGACGAUUCGAGUUAUAUCAGCUCUGAUGAAACUCAUACAACAGUUAUUGACAAGAAUCCACAUUGCAGUCAAAGCAAACUGUCUACAUCGAAGCUAGCAAAACAUUCAUAUAAAUCCAAACAAACAAUUUUAAAAUAUAAAACAGGCAUUUCAGAUGCCACCAAACGGCAAAUGUCAGAAACAGAAUUCGAUACAGCUUCCCAGCAGACAGAUAUAGAGUAUUUGGAUAACGAUACGUGUAACACACCACCUUCACAAGAAUUGCCAUCAAAGGUGACAGUUCCUAAUGCGGACAGUCACAUAUAUUACGUCGCAAACUCAAAGGAAUAUCACAACAGUAGCAAUCGACAAAGCUCUCUCACCAAGGAAAUAUUGGAGUCGCAAAACACAGAAAAAAGCCUGGUGUCUCCAGAGACGGAAAUUGAGUUUAUUGACCAUGACGAGGAGUCACUGUCUCUAGACAUGUCUACAGAGAUUCAUGAUUCAGCGUCACAACCUAAUUUACGUAAAAAAGGAAACGCUCGGUCAGCUACAGAGAUAAUAAUGACACGAAGAAAGAGAAUGCAAAGCUGGAAGACAGAGCAGAAAAUGUCCAUAAAAGCACUCUCUCUGGGAGAGAACAUGUAA